Messenger RNA from Phytophthora infestans T30-4, 2226 nucleotides. RefSeq names its product DNA replication licensing factor MCM5. The transcript has a single exon. Gene Ontology annotation, molecular function: ATP binding; single-stranded DNA helicase activity; DNA replication origin binding. NCBI's taxonomy places the organism in Eukaryota, Oomycota, Peronosporomycetes, Peronosporales, Peronosporaceae. Bases 1 to 2226 code for a protein of 741 amino acids. Gene Ontology annotation, cellular component: MCM complex; nucleus. Gene Ontology annotation, biological process: DNA replication initiation; DNA replication; double-strand break repair via break-induced replication. The record is from RefSeq and is a predicted model, not a curated record.
AUGGACUGGGAUACCGGUCGCGUGUCGGCCGUGGGUAUGGAGAGCGCGCAGGCGUCGGACGCGCGCCAGGGUGCUAGCCCAGCGGCUCUGCAGCGCCGCCUGCUGGCGUUCCUCCGCGGGUUCCGUAUGGGUCCGCUGUUCUACUAUCGCGAGCAGCUCCUCGCCAACGCACGACGCAACCAUUGGUUUGUGACCGUGAACCUCUCGCAUGUUGCCGCCUUCGACCAGGAACUGCAGGACUUGCUACUUAAGAGCCCAAAGGAACAGCUGCCGCUUUUGGAAAACGCGGCAAAGGAAAUGUUGACGCAAUUGCUCGUGUCCAGCCAAGAGUCGGUUGCUCCAGACUCGGCAACUUCUGGCAUUUCCUCAAGCAACUUACCGGACAUCCAGGCCAUUCUAACCAGUGACCAAGCCCCAGUGGCACUUCGCCAUGUACACUCGCAGGAGAUCAACCGACUGGUGAAAGUGCCAGGUAUCGUAAUCAGCGCCACUCGAGUGCGGACGAAGUGCGUGUCGGCAACUUUGAAAUGUCGCAACUGCGGCCACACCAAGCGAGUUGCCGUUGUCGGCAUGGGAGGCGUAAGCAUCCCCCGCAUCUGUGAUCGCAACCGCGAUGAAGAUAAUGGCGUCACUCCGGGCGAUAUGUGUCCCAAAGACUCGUACGUUGUGUUGCCCGACCAAGGCCACUACGUCGACCAGCAGACACUGAAACUGCAAGAAAACCCCGAAGUGGUCCCGACUGGCGAAAUGCCGCGAAACUUAGCGCUAAUUGCCGAUCGCCACUUGGUGGACAGAGCAUCCCCCGGCACGCGAGUGUCCGUGGUCGGCAUCACGUCGGUUGUCAACGCAGGAGGCAAAAACGUCGGCGCUGUUGCCAUCCGCACGCUGUACGUACGCGUCGUGGGCAUUGAGAUCGACGAAGAAGGCGCCGGACGUGCCAAAGCAACUUUCUCCCCCUCUGAAGAGGAAAAGUUCCAUGAAAUGGCGCGAGAUCCAAAGUUGUAUGACAAACUGGCAACAAGUAUUGCGCCUUCGAUUUAUGGCGACUACACGGUGAACAUCAAAAAGGCAAUUGCGUGUUUACUAGCUGGUGGGUCUAGAAAAAGAUUGCCAGAUGGCAUGAUUUUGCGUGGCGACAUCAACGUGUUGCUUCUGGGAGACCCCAGUACGGCAAAAUCCCAGUUUCUGAAAUUUACCGAAAAGAUUGCACCCGUAGGAGUGUACACGUCGGGUAAAGGCAGUAGUGCCGCCGGUCUGACCGCGUCGGUUAUCCGCGAUGCCAAGGGAGAAUUCUACCUUGAAGGCGGCGCCAUGGUCCUAGCUGACGGUGGCGUCGUGUGCAUCGACGAGUUCGAUAAGAUGCGCGAGUCCGACCGUGUGGCAAUCCACGAAGCCAUGGAGCAACAAACGAUUUCCAUUGCCAAAGCUGGCAUCACUACGAUUUUAAACUCGAGAGCGAGUGUACUGGCCGCGGCAAACCCCGUGUUCGGUCGCUACGACGACAUGCGCUCUGCGUCUGAGAAUAUUGACUUAAUGAGUACAAUUCUCAGUCGUUUCGACAUGAUCUUCAUCGUCCGCGAUAUCCAGGAUGACGCCAGAGACAGGCAAAUGGCUGCACACGUGGUGCGAAUGCACACGAACGCCCUGGCGUCAGCUGCGGGGAAGCCCUCAGCUAGUGAAAAUACCUCGAGUGGCGGCGAGUUCGAGCCUUGGUUGCUUAAGAAAUUCAUCACUUACUGUCGUACUCGAUGCGCGCCGAGACUGUCGGUUGGCGCAGCGCAAGCCCUUCAGGACUAUUACGUGGGUGUACGCGACGACGUGCGUCGUACACAGGGCGGGGAAACGACUAUCCCCGUCACUGUGCGGCAACUUGAAGCUCUGGUGCGUAUUGCCGAGUCAUUGGCAAAGAUGCAUUUGCUUAACGAAGCCACACGCGAACACGUGCAAGAAGCGAUUCGCUUGUUUAGUGUGAGUACCAUGAACGCCGCCAAAGACGGUGGAACGCAGGGUUUAUUCGGUGGGUUCCAUGAAAAAGCACAGGAAGUGGAACAGAGCAUUAACCGCACGUUGCGUAUCGGGACGCGUGUGGAAACCAGUGCGCUGUAUAGUCGUCUGGAGGCGCAGGGCUACAACCCCAACGCUAUUCAACGCGCUAUCCGAGCUAUGGUGCAGAAGGGCUCACUUCGGCAACUCAGCCAGUACAAGUUUGUGUCUCGCGUUAAGUAG